UGACAGGCUUGUGGAGGGUGCCAGGCGGCCGUUCUUCAGCGCCAUCGCUAUAGCUGCCACCUCUGCCGUGUACGGGUUCCGUUCCUCCCUUUAUGUGCAGUCUCUCAUUACACCCAUCAGCAGCGAACACGGCCUCCGGUACUACGAGCGCGACACCGUGGAGAAUUGCGGUGCAAAAGCUGGUUGAUGCGGUAUACGAGAACCCGGUGCUUCGAGCCAGCAUUGGCCUGCGUGGAACCGUGACGUUUGAGAGUCACACAAAUCUCGGCACCGUCGAUGGCAGUCUCUCCGUACCUCUGGAACCCGCGCCCAUCUCCGGGAGUAGUGCAGGGGAAGCUGCGCUCGCACCGCCUGCAGCGGUCCGCAAACGCCGCCGUGUUGCGAAAGGAAAGGGCAAGGGCAAUCGGGCGGACCAGUUCUGCAUAUACAGAUCAUUCCUGAGGUCUUCCAAGCGGGCAUUUGUUGUGGAGAUGAUCCAACGGAACGUGCUCCCACGUCAAUUCGGAUCCGAGUCCAGCCGACAGAAAAGGGAAGCCUUCGUAUUCGCUGGAUGCGUUUGUAGGCAAACGGGUGGAUUCAGGUCCGCAGUGACUCGGCUGCUGCCUGGUGCUUGCCGUUGCUAGAGGGUAAAGGAACCAAGCGAUGUCUGGACCGAAAAUUCGUGGUUCGCACCUAUACCAAGGGACAGUGCCCAGCUAGCUCUUCAUCGAGAAUAGAAAACUGGUCGCUGUCCCCAAUGAAGUUGG
This is a messenger RNA of Parathielavia appendiculata, 746 nucleotides long. RefSeq lists its product as uncharacterized. Bases 93 to 623 code for a protein of 176 amino acids. The transcript has a single exon. Lineage: Eukaryota; Fungi; Ascomycota; Sordariomycetes; Sordariales; Chaetomiaceae. The record is from RefSeq and is a predicted model, not a curated record.